AUGAGUUCAGCCCCUGCCACCUACUUGUCAGGACCAUUCCAGAAGGAUGUUUGGUCAUUGACAAAUGACGCUCUUUUGGAAGUUUCUAGGGAUGAGAAGCGCAAGUUUUCCGAUGUGUAUCAUAUGGGUAUGGGCUAUUUUAAUUAUUCCCCACCAGAAUUUAUCAUUGAAGAGGCACAGAAGGGCUUAAUGGUACCAGAAAACAACCAGUAUUCUCCACAGGGUGGUGAGCCUAUAUUGGUAGACUCAUUAAUCAAACUUUAUAGCCCUGUGUUCGAGACUCAAUUGACCAACGAAAAUAUUUUGGUUACGACUGGCGCCAUUCAAGCUCUUCUUGAGAGUUUAAUGGCUUUAAUAAAGCCUGGAGAUGAGGUGAUUGUCAUAGAGCCUUUCUUUGAUCCAUAUAUACAUCUCAUUAAAAUUGCAGGGGGUGUUGUGAAGUAUGUCCCUCUAACUAAUCCAAAUCAGGGUAAAAAGAGAAUUUUGGAAGCCAAUGACUGGAUCUUAGACCGUGAAACCCUUCGUGCAGCCUUUACCGAUAAAACAAAGCUUAUGAUUAUCAACAAUCCGAAUAACCCUCUAGGGAAAGUAUUCAACCGCGAUGAGCUACUUGAGAUGGCAACGUUGUGCGUUAACAAUGGUGCGUACAUAAUUGCCGAUGAAGUGUAUGAAUUUUUACAAUUCACACCAAAUCCUCUUAGCAGAAUUUCUAAUUUAUCCGAAGCGAUUGCCCAAAAGACCAUAACAAUAGGCUCAGCAGGGAAGAUAUUCAGGGUUACGGGUUGGAGAGUUGGAUGGAUGAUUUCAAAAAAUCGUGAACUUGUGGAAAAGGUGACAGCGGUUCAUGUUAGAAUGGGGUUCUGCUCACCAUCUAUUUCCCAGGUAGCCUCUGGUUUAGGUAUUCAAAGAGCGCUUGAAUGUGGAUAUUUUCUAAGCAUGCCAAACGAGUUCGACAGGAAAUUCUCGAUUAUUUAUAAAGCUCUGGAUUAUCUGGGCGUAUCUUAUACUAAACCUCAGGGUGCCCAUUUUAUCAUAACUGAUUUUUCAAAGGUGAAAAUCCCUGAAGAUUAUCAAUUUCCCGAAUAUCUAAAGAAUAGAGCUAGAGAUUUCUUUAUUUCUUAUUGGUUGACCCAAGAGUUCUGUAUUCUUUUGUUGCCGUGCAGCGAAUUCUAUUGUGAAGAGCAUCGCAAGAACUCUGAAACUUAUUUAAGAAUCACCGUUAGCAAAGACGAAGAUUAUUUGGAAAAGGUUGCUAGUAGACUAACGUUGUUGAAGGAGUGUAUGACAUAUUGA
Molecule: messenger RNA, 1293 nt
Organism: Eremothecium cymbalariae DBVPG#7215
Lineage: Eukaryota; Fungi; Ascomycota; Saccharomycetes; Saccharomycetales; Saccharomycetaceae
Product: pyridoxal phosphate-dependent aminotransferase
Exons: 1
Coding region: 1-1293 (430 amino acids)
Biological process (GO): biosynthetic process
Cellular component (GO): mitochondrion; cytoplasm
Molecular function (GO): L-kynurenine:2-oxoglutarate transaminase activity; pyridoxal phosphate binding
Source: RefSeq, a predicted model, not a curated record